Messenger RNA from Cutaneotrichosporon oleaginosum, 1326 nucleotides. RefSeq lists its product as uncharacterized. The record is from RefSeq and is a predicted model, not a curated record. Gene Ontology annotation, cellular component: mitochondrion. Lineage: Eukaryota; Fungi; Basidiomycota; Tremellomycetes; Trichosporonales; Trichosporonaceae.
CGGACCACCACCAUCGCCCUCGCCACCAACAUCAUGCUCGAGCGCCGCGUCAUCUCCGCCGCGCGCCCAAUACGUACGGGGCUGAGGGCAUGGUACAGCUCCGAAGCAGGCGACGCCUCGUCCUCUUCCUCAGCCGGGUCGUCCUCGUCCUCACUUUCCUCCCAGUCGUAUUCCGACCCCGGUCCUUCCGAACGAGCGCAACGACCUCCCGCACCUUCACGCUCCGACGCCGAGCCCUCCCGCCCGCUUCCUGGAUCCGACCUUCCCCCCGAGGCCGCGAAUCUCGACCAGCUGUGGCGCAACGCUCUCAGCGCUCCCGCCUCGGCACUCAAAAAGGCGCCGCGCACCUCCGCGAAGGCCCGCUCCCUGCUCGCCAGCGCAACCCCCGCGCCCCGCACCUUCAAGGGCACGCUGCAGCGCACGCGCCGCGCCGAAGGCCAGACGCCGCACGAAGCGGGCCAGUUCAACAAGACGCUGGGCAACAUCCUCGCGGACCUUGUCAACAAGCAGUGGAAGGUGGACGGGGACACGUUCGCGGCGCCCGGCGCGGCGCGCGGCAAAAGCUUGGCACACCUCACCUCCGCGCCUGCGGGGUGGGGCCGUUCGCCGCGCGUCGAAGAAGACGACGCGGAACUCACGGCCGCGCUCGACACGCUGAAGGAGGAGCUGAGCGGCGUGCAAACGCCGGGGGAGGCGGUGGUGUGGGCGCAAGCAAAUGUGUUUGCGCGCACGCACGAGAUGCGCGAGGGCGGCGAAACCCCCCGGCCGCAGUGGCCGCGGACGUAUCCCAAAGCCUUGGCAGAGCUCAUCAAGACGCUGUGGGAGCGCAUGAACGCGCCGCACCUCGCGCUCGCCAUGUUCGAGCAUGCGCGCACGCUCAGCGUCGAGAGCUACCUCGAUGGAUGCCAGACGAGCGCGUACAACCAGCUCAUCCGCGUGCAUUGGGACGCGUUCCGCGACCUCAAUGCCGUGCUCGCGGCCGUGCAGGAGAUGAAGGUCAACGGCGUGGGGUGGGACCGGUACACGUCCGGAUAUGUGGGCGGGAUCGUCGAGGCGGCCGGCAAGGAAUUGCUCGACGCGCGCAGCCGCAGCGCCACACACAGGUGGGGCAGCGAGGCUUACAUCACCCUGUCCAAGCUCGAGGAGAGGUGGCUCGAGGACCAGAAGCGUGAGGAGAGCAAGUACGAGCGCAGGAUAAGCAUCAAGCGCAGGGCACGGCAGAGCGCGGCCGCGGCGUGGUAGGGAGGAGAGACACGACGGAAGAGUAUUCUUGACACAUUCUAGACUAGCACAGCUCCGCAUCUCUGCAUAUGGUACAACAAGUGG